AUGAAAAAGAUUAAUGAUAAUAAGAGUUCUGGCGGAAGAGUUGAAUUAGAAGUGAAUGAUGUUAAUGAGAAAUUAGCCGAAAAAGCAGACAAAAAUGAGCUUUUAGCUCUGAGUGAUAAAGUCAAGAACCACGUUCAUUAUAUAACUUCAGACGAACAGAUUAUAACGGACUACCAUGGAUAUUUAACACGAAGUGAUGAAGUGAAGACGGAAGACCCCAAUGAAAGAAGAUAUAAAUACAUUCGUGCUAAAGGUUAUGACAUAAGCUGUACUGUACAGUAUGACACGGGUAAAGCACCAGAAGCAUUUAGUUAUAACGAUGAAAUUUAUGCCUCUACUUUCUCUGUUAAAGGUGUAUUAGUUGAACCAAGAUUUACUUUGAGAGUUAAGUCAAAAAUAACGUUUGAAGAUGCUAUUAAAAGUAAAGCUGACAAAGUUGAACUCGAAGCAAUGAACAAAGUUUUGAAAUCUCAUAAACACAACAUCUCCGAUAUAAAUGAACUUCAAGCUACAUUAGACAGUAAAGCCGACAAGAACCAUACACAUAAAUCCUUCACUACUGUUAGAGCAGACGACAUAAUAUUGAACUAUACCCUUGGUUCAAGUGCACCUUUAGAGAAUCCAAGUACAAGCGUAAAAGAUACACUAAACUCCUUAAAUAGUAAAUGUAUAAAUAUCGAAGGUCAUGCCAGAAACUUUGAAGCACAUGAACUACCAGCAAUGUUAGAUAAGAAAGCAGAUAAAACUUAUGUGGAUGCAGAACUAACAAAGAAAUUUUCGAAACCAGAUACAAUGACAUUUACAACAGAAAUUAUAAAUGGCGAACCAGCAACUCCAUUUGAAUUUGUUAGAGGUCUUCAACCAGAUACUUUUGAAUUUUUCUUGGAUAAUUCUAUUGAACUAACAUUACAUUAUAAAAGUGGAACAAAUGCAACAUUUCAUCCGGGAGAUACAUUCCAAAUG
This is a messenger RNA of Trichomonas vaginalis G3, 963 nucleotides long. Its product is annotated as keratin-associated protein family. The record is from RefSeq and is a predicted model, not a curated record. The transcript has a single exon. Lineage: Eukaryota; Parabasalia; Trichomonadida; Trichomonadidae. The annotation marks the transcript as partial.